This is a messenger RNA of Trichoderma gamsii, 606 nucleotides long. RefSeq lists its product as hypothetical. The record is from RefSeq and is a predicted model, not a curated record. The transcript has 2 exons. Lineage: Eukaryota; Fungi; Ascomycota; Sordariomycetes; Hypocreales; Hypocreaceae. Bases 1 to 606 code for a protein of 201 amino acids.
AUGAAGGCCGCCACCGUUCUCGCUGUUGCUUUUGCCGCUCUGGCCCAGGCCCAGACCCGCGCUGAUAUCCCCAGCUGCGCUCUGCCCUGCCUCGACGAUGCCGUCAAGGCCAACACCAAGUGUUCUACCACCGACUACGCCUGUAUCUGCAAGGACUUCAGCGCUGUCCAGACCGCUGCCACCUCUUGCGUCAUCUCCAAGUGUGGUGCUGAUGUUGCCCUGAACAAGGUUCUUCCCGCCACUCAGGCUCUCUGCGCCAACCCUGGCUCCGGCUCCUCUGCUGCUGGCUCUUCUGCUGCUGGCACCACCGCCGCUCCCACCAGCGCUGCCCAGACCUCUGCUGCCGCCAGCUCUGCUCCCGCCAGCUCUGCCCCCGCCAGCUCUGCCCCCGUCAGCUCUGCCCCUGCCAGCUCUGCUCCCGCCUCUUCUGUUCCCGCCGGCACUGGUGUUUCCACCACUGUCAUCACCAGCGUCACUCCCGUUGGCACCGGUGUUCCCCCCGCUGGCAACCGAACCACCACCGCCCCCACCAGCGCUCCUACCGGUGCUGCUUCUGCUCUCCUGCCCGGCCUUGCCAUGCUCGCCCUCGGUGCCCUUGCCCUGUAA